GACAUGCAUAAAUGAUUGGAUUAAACAUGCAGAUUUCCCACAACGGGGGUCAUUUAAUAUUGCAGUACUAAAAAGGAUUGAAGACAAAAUAAAAGAACAAGAAAAUAAAUUAGAAACAAAAAAGACGGUCAAACAAAAAGAACUAUUGGGAAUACGGAGACAACGGGCGUGCCUUAAAUGUUGGAAAGAUGAAGCUGAGAGACGGCAAAGAAAACAAAAUAGUAGACGGUUGGCUGGGAGACUGGAUGUGACAGGAAGCGUGUGUGGUCGUGAAGACAAUUGCUCUGUCCCCUCCGCUUCUGUCCCUAAUGUCCAGACUGACUCUGGCGUUUCUGCAACACACAUAUGCACACACACUAGAGAGAAAACACCUCCUCCAUACAAAGCUUCUGAAAAACAGGAUUUGUCUAAUAACCCUUCUUCCUCUUCUACUUCCAUGUAUCCUGAUCUGAGCGCCCUCACAAGCGUGAUGGACCACGACCUCGACUCGUACGCCUUUGGCCCGGGGCAACCACAAACCAAACCACAACCCCAGCAUGUGAGCAGCGGCAGCCACCCAGACGACACAUCUUCUGAGGCGGGGGGGGGUCUGCAUCAACAUAGGCCCCCACGCAGCGGGCAGCCUUAAAGACUGACGGGUCGCUCCUACGAACUGAGACAAGACAUCAAACCUCCUGUCCGCUACACGGACAUCAGUGCCCCGAUGGUUGAAGUUAUGGGCCCGAAUAGACGAGACCUGGUUUUCAGGGCCUGGACACCACAGGACAUUGAAGAGAACGCUAAGUCUCUCCCUGAUCCCACCCUGUGUGGUGAGAAGUUUGCCACUGCUUUCACUGACUUCGGCAAGGAACUGCAUCCAACGGGCGCUGAGAUUCGCAGGGUUCUCGCACGCAAACUAAGAGCAACUGAACUGGCAAAGAUUCAUAACAAACUGCCUGAAAUGGGACUGCGAGUUCUUAACCCAGAUUGGGAUCAUGCGGACAAUCAAGGGUUCGUGAAUGCAGUCAACGGCCUGGCCGAAGAAAUUAAGAAGACUUUCCCCACAAAAAUCAACAUGACAAGCAUCUACACCUGCAAGCGGAAGGCUGACGAGUCCACAGACGACUUCAUCGAAAGGGUGAUAGAGUGUGUCACACGUCACAGUGGACAGGCAAAACCUUCCACACUGGGGGUGGACGGUAACAUCACAGUUUGGGAAGCCCUGGUUUGUGAUUCGGUCAUUAAAGGACUUCUCCCACAAGUUGCCGAGGCAUUCAAAGCAGCCUACGUGGGGUGGGCUGAGGAACCAAAACUGUCUGAAGUCCGGAAACACACCAGACAUGCAGCCAGUCUGGUAGAUGAGCAAAAAAGAACAAAAAAGGACAAGACUGAGAAAAAACUGCAUCUGGCUGCCAUCUCCACGUAUCAAUACAUCGGCAGAGGAGAAAGAGACCAAAAAGGGAGAGGCAGAGGAGGAAGAAACCGAGAGAUCCUGGCCAGAACAGGGGAACCCGGGGCAAGAGGAUGUCUGUCAUCGCUGUGGGAAAAGAGGCCAUUGGUGGAGGGACUGUCGGGUUCAUAAGGGUCGCCCUUCGUGGCGUCAGGAAGCAGAUUGACGCUGUAAGCCGAAGGGGGGCGAGCCGUCACGCUUGUGGGGUCAACAGAUUGGAUCCACAAGGAGUGAGACCAGGAGACUGGGUGUUAACUGGGCGAGCCAAAGGUGGGAAGGACCAUCCCAAGAGCUCCUGACCACACCAACAGCUGUAAAGAUCGCUGAAAGACCUUCCUGGAUUCACCUCAGCCACUGUAAGUUACAGAGAGUGUUAAGUACCUAAAGGUUGGAACAGUGCAGUCCGAUUUACAAAGGGAUUUGGUUUUUUAGGACCACUAGUCUCAACGUCGGUGAAGAAAUCAACUGAUCCCUGUUCUUUAGAGUCCUGGGUAAAAUGAACAUCUCUGCUAACCUAGCAAAAAUGGGAUUCCCAUGUAGAUGGGACUUCUUUUGCGUUGUGGCUGUGCGUGCAUUAUCUGUUUCAGUGCAGAUCCGCUGAGUGAGAGAGGAAAGAGGUUCAUCCACUCCGCUGCCAUGAAGAUUUGGCUGGGUGAUAUCCCAAACCACCAUGUUGACAACUUAUGGGAAACGUUUGCAAGAACUGUAAUCCAGCAGCAUAACAAGACUGAUUGCUACGUGUGUUCU
This is a messenger RNA of Fundulus heteroclitus (mummichog), 2176 nucleotides long. RefSeq lists its product as uncharacterized. The transcript is spliced from 2 exons. The record is from RefSeq and is a predicted model, not a curated record. NCBI's taxonomy places the organism in Eukaryota, Metazoa, Chordata, Actinopteri, Cyprinodontiformes, Fundulidae. The coding region runs from base 704 to 1561 and encodes 285 amino acids.